Cherax quadricarinatus is the source of this 5931-nucleotide messenger RNA. Its product is annotated as regulator of G-protein signaling 10. Lineage: Eukaryota; Metazoa; Arthropoda; Malacostraca; Decapoda; Parastacidae. The record is from RefSeq and is a predicted model, not a curated record.
GGCUAACUAGUUAGCUGUCAAUGGCCCUUUUAACCUAACAACAACAACAACAUUCUCAUCACAGUAAAUACAGUCGUUUUUCACCAACAUUUUCCAAGGUUUUUCACCUUUAUUAACCUCUUAAGCUGUGUUAUAUGCUGUUGGUCCAUCGCAUCCGUCAUGAGUUCUACCAAGAAAGAUGAAAAACCAAAACCGGAGGAUGCGAAGAAGGAUAAGGAUAAGGAGAAAGAGAAAGAGAAGGUAGAUAAGGCAAAAGCAGAGAAGAAGAAAGUUCCGACUAAGGUACAGCUGGAGAAGUGGAGUUCUUCGAUAAAUUCUUUAUUAGCCGAUCCAGAAGGUGUUGCAGUGUUCCGGGAAUUUCUAGUAGAGUUAGAAGCAGAUGGAGAGGAAGGUGAACACACAAAGUACAUUGAUUUCUACAUGGAGUGUGAGGAGUAUAAAGCAAGAUUUAAAGCACUCGAAGAUAAAGCCAAAGAAAUCUUCGAUGAAUAUCUCGCGGAUGCUGCUCACCAGCUCGUUCUUUUACAGGUGGGCGCCGACAAGGAGGUCGGCACCAGUGGCAAGAGUGUAGAGAUCGGUGACAAACUGGAAGAGGAGGGACUUGAAGGAGUCACCAUUUUUGAUGAACCUCAGCGGAAGGUCAAGCAAAAGCUUGCCGACGGAUUGUACAUCAAUUUCUGCCUCAAUAUUAAGAACAGACUCAAGUUGUAACUGCUCAGUGGGGUUGAUUGGAUGGAGCAAUACAGAGGCACGACUGGACAGACUGGAUUGAAAGGACUUUGUACCAACGGUAUAACCAAGAAAACAAGUUAUGGAAUGAGCUUUAAUUGGGGGGGUGAUAGAUUAAGCUUAAGCAAAAUUGGCAGAAUGAGUAGUACGGUAGAUUUUUUUGCUAGAAAGUGCAGUACAAAGUUAUUGUACGAUAUUUGCGUCCGGUACAUAAAAAAAAGAUAGAAUACUGUACUGUUCCACAAAGUCAAUGGAAGGGCAUGGUAUGGCACAGAAUUUUGUAUGGCAUGGUCGAUUUUGUUCCUCAAAAAUAUGGUAUGAAUUAUGGCUGGGGUAUUUGUGGCAAGUACAAAAACUGAAGCACUUCCCACAUGGUACUGUACUGCCAGCCUUGACCUGAGUGAACAUUGUGGUACAAGCUUGUUGUGAAACAUCGCUUGUGUCAAGCUGAGCAAGCUUAUGCAACACAAUGUUUCAGUCAAAUUAGAGUUAAUUGUGUUAAAGUUUUCUCUAAGCCUCGGUACUGCAGUACUCAUUGUCAUUAUGUCGCCCAGUCGUCUUAAUUCGCUCUUGUUAUUGAAUGUACUUCACUCAGCUCUCUUAUAAAGCUCCUCUGCAUAGAGUGAGCUUUUUUGUAUAAAUACGAUUGAAAAGCUUCAUCCAGAAUUGACCAGAAGGCAGUAUAAAGCUCUCAAUGUGAUAGCCAAUCUUGGUUGUACCUUUUCAAUUGCAUUUAUGGAGGAGCUUUAUGAGAUAACUGACUGCAAAUAAAGUUUAAGCUUUAUAAACCAGUUUGUACUUACUCUUAGCUUUUAGGAAGCUAAUUACUCAUAGAUUAUUGUUUCUCAGCAUUUGUGCUUGUGUAGUUGCCUAUUUAGAGGUAAUGGUGUUGAACACGUGGUGUUCUCUCGUCUAUAAUUUUGUGAUAGAAAUUGUUAGUUGCAUUAUCGGUAAAGCUCUCUCAAGCACUCCUAGGCCGGCAGUUAAGCUUUCUAAUGUCCUUUCUGCUCUGCUUUUUCAUCAUUAAUCUCACUGAAAUCAUGGAGAGCAUUCGAGGGUCUUCUGGUACGUUACAAAGCGGUAAUUGUGUUAUUUUGGGGAAAUUUUGAAAAUGAGGUUUGUUGUUAUUUCUGUUCAUGAGUGAUUAGGAAGUAGCCUCUCUCAAGCCUAGGUUAGGUUAAUUUGGGUUAAGUUAGGUUAAUUCAGUUUAAAUUAGGUUAUGUUAGGUUAAUUUGAGUUAGGUUAGGCUAAUUUGGGUUAGGUUAGGUUAGUUUAGUUCAGUUUAAUUAAAUUAGUUUAGGCUAGGUUAGGUAAGAUUUGCCAGGAAACAGGACAAGUGUUUCUGACAGUGGUCUUAGUCAUAUGAUGACCUGUUGCUGGAGCUUCUGGUCAUCUAAGACCUUCCACUGGCUUACCACUUUAAAAUUUAAACUUAUAUUUUGCCUAGGCCUUCAUUGCUUCAUGUGUCACCUUCCUCACGUCCUCCCAAAAGCAGCUUAAAGUUUCUGAUUGGCUCCCUGAGGAAGACAAAAACUUCCAUUGGCUAGAGCCAUCAUAAUUUCACUCCAUGAUAAGCCUCUAGAAAUCUUCGAAAAAAAAGUCGCUUUUGAACCAUAAGAACAACAAAGUGUUCACAGAACUGGCCUAAUAUUUGUUCUAUUUCUUUUCCUUACACUUUUACAGACUUUUACUGCAAUUUGUGAAAUUGUAAAAACACGAUCACAAACAAACCAGGGAACUGGUGGGGUUAGUACCCAGGGUGAGGGAGUGGUAACACUUCAGGCCAGUGUGUAAGCCACAUGGCCAGCUGGCUACAAUAAGAUUCAUUCAACUGGGUAUAUUUAUACACCAUAGGGAGGUUAACAGGUGCGACCAUGAGAAGGACAGAAACCUCUUUCAGGUGCCUUAAAGCACCUGAAAGAGGUUUCUUCCCACCGGUGGCAAAAUCAUCUGUAAAAACUUACAUUUGUGGUCACAGUAGUGGCCCAUACUAACCUCCCUAUGGUGUAUAAAUAUACCUGGUUGUAUGAAUCUUCUUGUAGCCAGCUGACCCAGUGGCUUACACACUGGCCUGGAGUGUUACCACUCCCUCACCCUGGGUACAAACUCCACCCGUUCCCUGCUUUGUUUAUACUGCAACGUGACUUAUGAAAUCAUAAAAAAGAAAUAGAAUGGUAGGACUGAAACCCAUGGCAGGUGGGUUUGAGGACUCACCCAUCAUGGGUUCUUCCCCCCCCCAUGGGUUCUCCCCCCCCAUGGGUUCUCCCCACAACCCCCAUGGUCUGGGAUUUAUACUGUGCAUAGUUGUGUCGUUGUUUCUGGCUUCCAAUGUCACUUUUUUGUGCUGUUUGUGUUCCUUACUUAUGGAAUGUUUUUUUUUUUUUCAUGUUUUUGUUGAAUGUUUUCAAUGUUGCAUGAGAGUUGCAUGUUUUGAUUUUGUUUUAGAACGUUUUGAACAGUGAUUUUAACCUGGACAAGUAUUAAACCUGCUGUCAGUGUUCACCUAGCAGUAAGUAGGUACCUUGUUGUUAGCCACCUUACACCUGCUGCCCUGUUCACCUAGCAGUAAGUAGGUACCUUGUUGUUAGCCAACCAUUGUGAGUCACAUUCAGAGGAAGAAAACCAAAGAAAUAAGCCACACUGCUUGGCUUAUAAUCCCCAGGGUUAACCCCCCCCCCAGGGUUAACCCAGUCUUCCUUGCAUACCUCAAAAUUAUUGUAAAAACUUCCACCAUCACAGGAGUGUUGUUCACUGCUGUACAGUGAAACCUCAGUAUACUGAACUAUAAGGGGAAGGGGGUAGAUGAGUGUUUGCUUAAUCCAAGAUUCGCUGUAUCUAAAUACAAGGUGCAACGGACUGGGCUCCUUGCAUGGAGAGUCCGUCAGUCACACACUACUGAUAAUGGAGAAAAAUCUCCAUUGUCAGUCGAGUGCAGCAAACUGGAUUUGUUGCAUUAAUCAAUUAUCCGGCCAAAUAUUUUAUCCAUUAUGUUUGAAUUCUAUUACAAAGGGGUUAGUUAUGUCUAGGUUUUAAUGGUAUUUCCUCCCUUAUAUAGAUUUAUAAAGUUGAUUAAGUUGUUACACCUCCAGGUAGAGUUUUAUAAAGUCAGUUAAAUUGAUCGAACAUUCUCCUGGUAAAGCUCUACAGCUCUCCUUACCUCACUCCUAUUGUGCAUAAUUUCCACAGAGCUCUUGGUGAAUAUAAAUCCUUCAGUCUGGAUUUAUUCAGUUUUUAAUUGGUUGUUUGGAUGACCAGUCGCACCUCAUUUAAUCCUCUCAAUUUUUCCUGUGCUUGUUUUGCUUUUGUCCUGAUUAUUCUUGCUAAUAAAAGAAAAUGCUUUAUUAAUUAACUUGUCAGCAAGGUAGGCCUUAAAAGAGGUCUUUCUAUUUGUUUUAUAUAUAGAGUAAGUUCUCUUAUAUAGGUCCUGUGUUGUGCAGUUCUUCAUAAAUUUGAUUUAGAAAUUCAUUGCAAAUAGAAAAAUGUAUGGAAAGGCUUCGUAUUAUGCCGUUUAGUUUUCAAUAUGCUUUUUCAGUCGCAUGUAUGAAAAAAUUGCACUAAACGGAGGUUUAUGAGAGAGCUAACUGUUGUGUGUACACAUGUGUGCAUCUGUACAAGUGUGCCUGUAUGCUCUAUUGGUAUCACCUUUGCACUGUGCACACAUGUAUGUAUGUAUGUUGGAGUCAGUUUUGCAGAUAUAAGCUAACAUGAUUGAUGGUUAUUGUUGUUCCCAAGUGGCCUUUUAUGUGUUUAUAAUUGUUAUGGAACAUCCUGGUGUUGCAUGUGCAACAUGCAACAACAGGAUGUAGAUGUUUCAUCAUCCAGUGACUUUGUCAUUACAAAUUCAAGGACGUGAGUGGAAGGCAGUGGAACUAUAUACAUAAAAUGAAAUAAUCAGUCCCUUAGUCUUGGAGUUGGUGUGAAGAGCACCUUAGUCAUGAAGAACCUGAUGUGGAACCUCAAAUAUUGAACUUUCUUAGUUCCAGACGGCUGUUUGAGUGCCGUUACCGAGCGAAUUUAUUCCCAUCAGGAAUAAUGCAAAUUAGAUUAGUUCAUUUCAGACCCUCAAAAGUACAGUGGACCCUCACCUAACGAUAUUAAUUGGUACCCGAGAACGAAUAUCGUUAGGCGAGUGUUUUAGCGUUAGCCGAGGCAAAAUGUUAGCGUUAGCCGAGGCAAAAUGUUAGCGUUAAAAUGUAUCGUUAGGCAAAUUUAACGUUAUGCGAUGUGUUCAUUAGGCGAGGGUCCACUGUACACUUAUAAAAACACUUAGAAAAAUACACUUACAUAAUUGGUUGAGUUGGGAGCAGUUUGACAUUUGAGGUUCCACCGUAUAACUAUGACCAUAAUUUUUACUGGUAAGCCAUCAGAAAGCCUUGGCCAGAUGACCAAAAGCUCCAACAGCGGGUCAUCGUCUGACUAAGACCCGUGUCAGGAAACACUCUUCCUGUUUCCUGACAAACCUAACCUAACCUUGCCUGUGGUCCAGAUUCUUCACGACUACGGUGCUCUUCACACCAAUUCCAAGGCUGAAGGACUGAUUACCUCAUCUUUUGUAUAUAGUUUUACUGUCUUCCAAAUCGUGUCCUUGAAUUUGUAUUGAUAAAGUCACUGGAUGGUGAAACAUCCACAAUAAAGAUACCCACAUGUUGCAUGUGUCUAAUUUUCAUCUUGUCGGUUUUGUAUACCAUUCAUGUACAUCCCAUGUUGAUUUACUUUACACUUGGUUAAUGUCAGUGAUUUUACGAAGGCAGAUAGAAGGUUUUUUACAUUGUUUUUCCUGGUUGAAGUAUAAUUGCCACCCUGAUCUCACUCCCAGCAAUGUCCAUCCAUUAUGGCUUCUGGAGAUGUUCCUGGGAGGACAGUGUUCUCGCACAGAUGUGAUGAAUACCGUGAGUCGAUGGCUAUGUAAUCGACCAGCAGAAUUCUAUCUGGAAGACAUAAACAAGCUGGUAAUGUGUUGGGAUCAGUACCUCAGGAAGCUUGGUGAUUAUGUCCAGUAGUAACCAAUGAACAUUAUUUAACAAAGCUCAACUGGAUUUUUAUCAGACGAUAAUAUAUGCGAAGGUGGUGUUACUGCCCUCGUAGUCACAAUUGGGCGCCCAAAUUUGCAUACUUCGAUUAUCCAGUAUUAUUAUUGACAGUCCUGUGAAAAGCUCGAGAUAUUUAUGUUUUUCUUUUCAUGAUUAUUUUUUUGGUACAUGA